AUGCAUAAAAUAACAUUGAAAUUUUUAGAUGAGUCUAUUGAAUAGAAAUACUAACAAGAACAUUAAUCACCAAAACGAAGAACUCAUAUUAAAAUAUUCUUAUUGAUUUUUAUUAUCCUUUAAAUCAUCAAAUUAACUAUUGCAAUAAUAAAUUAAAAUUUUGCACUAGUUUACCAGUUACUUGGGAUGAUUUCAUUCACAACUUUAUCGAAAUUCUUUAAUAUUAAUAAAGAAUAUCACUAACGAGCAUCAAUCAUAUACAUCAACAUUUGUUUUUCAAUAUAUGUGAUUUUCUUGGAUCCACGAUUAGAUACUGCAACUAUGUAUUAUAGAGGUGCUCAUUAAAUGAUCAUCAACAUUAUUAAUAUACUUGGAAUUGAAUUUUUGGAUUCAACAAUAACAAUUAUAAUAAUGUAUUCACUUAGAAUAUUUCAUCUUAUUUAUAAUAGUUCAAUUAUUGAUAUUACUUCUGUUAUAAUGGGUUUUGGAAUUAAUUUCUUAUUAAUUAUUAUUGUUUACUUAUAUCAUCAAGCAAUAAGAUCCUAAUUCCUCUUAACUUAAAUUGAUUAAAGAUGGUAAGGUAUACUUUAAUAAAUUCUUCAUAAUUAAAAAUUUAUCUUAAUCAAUUAUCAAAUAGAAAAAUUGUAAUUUUAAACUGUUACUUCCACUUUUUCAUAAUCCAUUCAGUCUUAAGAAGAUGUUAUGAAAUUUUUAAGGGAGGCCAAAGUAGAUUAUAUAGAAAAUAGUUCAUUAGAGCAAUACUUAUUUCAUAAGUUAUAACUUUUUUCUUAAAAUUGUUUGAAAAUAGUGAACCAUUCAAUAAACGUUAAAUUUAAUAAAUAAUUAAUUUCCAUUGAUUAUUCAAUAUUUUUUGGAAAUUAACCAACGAUCUUAAUUUAAACCAGUCAAUAAAUAAUAUAAUUGUAAAAAUAAUAAGUAGAGAAAGUUUGUCUAUUGUAUUUAAAAUUAUUAACUCUUUUUAUUAAAAUAAUUAAGUAAAAAAUACCUUUUGAUUAAAUAUAAUUCCAUAAACUAGCUAAUAAGAUUUAAAUUUAAGAAAUAAUCACAUCAAUUUGGAGUUAAUAAAUGUUAUCUAAAGAAAUCAGUCUUUAGAAAUCUUUGCUAAAAAUUUAAACAUUUUGUAAUCCAAACACUAUGAUUCAACUUGUUGGUUCAGACUAGUUUAUAAAUACUAUCCCAAAAAUAUUUCAUUUAUUAUUAGCUUGUAUAGUUGAUAGUUCAACUAGUAAAUUAAUCAAAAUUAAAGGUUAGACUAUGGAAAAUUAAUUGAAACUUAUUAAAAUACAAGGAAAAUUUAAUCUUAAAAAAUUAAAUGAUUAUACCAGAAAAAUUAAGAAUUGCUUACUUCUUAUAUGCAAAAAAAUCUAAGCAUAAAAAUUUUGUAUAAUUUCAAUUUAUUUAUUUUAGGUAUUGAACUUGAAUUCAAUGAGGAAAUUUAUUAACCAUUUCCAAAUAAUAAAAUGCCUUAAUUACAUUUUAAUUAUAAAAAGAAGAAGUUCAAUGAAUGA
Molecule: messenger RNA, 1529 nt
Organism: Paramecium sonneborni
Lineage: Eukaryota; Ciliophora; Oligohymenophorea; Peniculida; Parameciidae
Source: the annotation of a GenBank genome assembly